AUUGAUGAACACGCGCAGAGGGAGAUAGUGAAUCACAGGUCCUUGAAGCAUCCCAAUAUAAUAAGGUUCAAGGAGAUCAAACAUGAGCUAAAGCUUUCUCUCCAAUUAAUCUUCGUCGAGAUCAAGGCCGUACGUGAUCACGAUCAAUCACAGAAAGAUAAUUCUUUUAACUUUAUUUGUUUACUUAUUUAUUUUGAUAUUGGUGAUCAUGAUGCAUGCAUAUAAUAUGCAUGCCGCCUGCUUAGGCUGAAUUCUUCAAACGAAUCAGAUUCCUGCAUGGACUUUAUCUUUUUGGGUAGAAUCAUACAUAUAUAUAUAUAUAUAUAUACACACACAAUAUGACCUGAUUAAUUCUUUGAUAAUAGGAUUUAAUUAAGUCCCCUGUCAUUGCACAAAGCAAUGACAAGUGUCAGUACUGAUGAAAAGAGGUAGAGAUCAAAAGUGUACUUGUCCAAAUGGAAUGUCUGUGUCUUUGAUUGCAUGCAUGCAGGUGCUGCUAACACCAUCUCAUCUAGCCAUAGUCAUGGAAUAUGCUGCUGGAGGAGAGCUAUUUCAAAGAAUAUGCAAUGCUGGCAGAUUCAGCGAGGAUGAGGCAAGAUAUUUCUUUCAACAACUUAUUUCUGGAGUUAGUUACUGCCAUUCGAUGGAAAUUUGCCAUAGAGAUCUGAAGCUGGAAAACACCCUUCUAGAUGGAAGCUUAUCACCACGUCUUAAAAUAUGUGACUUUGGCUAUUCCAAGUCGUCUGUGUUACAUUCCCAGCCCAAAUCCACUGUAGGAACACCGGCUUAUAUUGCACCGGAGGUCUUGUCAAAGAAAGAAUAUGAUGGGAAAAUCGCAGAUGUUUGGUCUUGUGGGGUUACCCUAUAUGUGAUGCUGGUUGGGUCUUAUCCCUUUGAAGAUCCAGAAAAUCCAAGAAAUUUCAGAGAAACUCUUCAGAGGGUUCUUAGCGUCCACUAUACAAUUCCAGACUAUAUUCGUAUUUCCAAGGAUUGCAGACAUCUUUUAUCUCGAAUCUUUGUAGCCAACCCAGAAAAGAGAAUAAGCAUCCCAGAAAUUAAGAAGCAUCCCUGGUUCUUGAAGGACUUGGCAGUCGAGAAUGAAUUAGCUGAAUUAUGUGGCUCGGAAAAUGGUGACAUUUCGUCCCAAAGUAAUGAAGAAAUACUGUCCAUAAUUAAAGAGGCUAGGAAACCAGGUGAGGGACCCAAACUUGGUGGGAAUAAUAAUAUUCUUGGUGGAGGCAACAGCAUGGAUAUUUUUGACGAGAUAGAAGCAGAUGAUGAUGACACAGACGACAUGGAGACAAGUGGCGAUUUUGUCUGUGCAUUGUGAGUGCUCCUUGAACAUGAAAAGAAUGCCUUUAUAUAAGCUCUUUUCAGUGAACUUUGGCGGCCUGCAUGUUUGCAUGCAAACUAAAUAGCUAGCUAGGGGAAUCAACAUUUUUUCAUGUUUAGUGGGUGAUGUUGACAGUUGAAUCGUUGAUUGCCUAUGUCCAUGGAAGCUGGCCGCUAGCUGCCUUGUUCUGAUCUCUCAUGUGUAAUCAAGAGCGCGCAUCAAGUAGCUGUUAUAUAUCCAUGGUAUCUUGCUUUUUAACAUUUUGUAACUACUUUAAAUUAUCUGUUAUUUAUGUUUAAUGAUCAACAUAUAUAACUUGUUGCUUUGAGUUUUA
Molecule: messenger RNA, 1667 nt
Organism: Carya illinoinensis
Lineage: Eukaryota; Viridiplantae; Streptophyta; Magnoliopsida; Fagales; Juglandaceae
Product: serine/threonine-protein kinase SAPK1-like
Exons: 8
Coding region: 419-1330 (303 amino acids)
Biological process (GO): protein phosphorylation; intracellular signal transduction
Molecular function (GO): protein serine/threonine kinase activity; ATP binding
Source: RefSeq, a predicted model, not a curated record